AUGAAAUCUCUUUCGCUUUUAAUUUUUGAAUAUUUGAAAAGCAAAUACUAAAAUGUGACCACCAAGCAGAUUAAGUACAAAUACCAUGUAAAUAAGAGUACAUAUCACAGUUAGAAAUGGAACAAGGAGAAUGCGUGAACAUGCUAAAUCAAAGUGACAACAAAGUUAAAAGUACCUUGAUCAAUUUUACAAUCAUGAGCUUAUUUCUCAAGUAAUUUGAGAGAAUUGGCGUUGUUAUUUAUUUCAUAGUCAUGAUACUUCAUUACGCAGUUUUUGGGGCAACCGAAGAAGAAGUUGUUGUUUAUGUGCUUCCUCUAACAAUGCAUUUUGUCCUAUAGAUAUCGAAAGCACUCUACUUUGACCAUAUAAAGAGAACACAAGAUGCUGUAGUUAAUAAUAGAAGAGUCACACGCUUUCGUAAACUUAGAAAAGAUAAACCAAAAUACCUAGUAACAUAAUAAUAACAGCAGUAAUCUUCAUAUAAAAAACCCAAAAUAUCAUUAUAUGAGAAUUGUUUUUGGGGAUGCGUCGAACAAGGUGACAUUAUAUAUCUAAAACGAAAUGAAGUGUGUCCAGCUGACAUGCUUUUGCUUGAUGUUUCAGACGAGAUUCUAUAAGUUCAAACCCAAAACUUCUAAGGAGUAACUCUAGAUUAAACCAGAUAACCAACGUAAUUAACUAUGUUAAAAAAUGGGAGAAACAGAAUUCAGGGCUUUGAUUAUAAGAAGUUGCUCACAGGAUCAAUUUAAUAUAAUAUUACUGAAUCAUAAAUAAAUGGAUUUAUUAAAUUAAAAAAGGAUCCAAAGGGAGAAUAUUUUGAUAACAAAAACAUUAUUUUCAGAGAAGAACAAAUCAGAACCUGCUAAUAUGUAAUUGGAAUAGUCUUGCAAACAGGGAAUAGCUGCUUUUGUUAUUUAAAUAUGAAGAAAUCUGAGAAGAAAUCGUUUUUUGUUUAAAAGUCGAGUAUGUUCUUUGCCCUGACUCUGGGGAUUUCAUUAAUAGUUUCUCUGAUCAGUUGGUUUUUGGCAUCAUUUGCUGCUUGUUUACCUUAUAAUUAAGCAGAUUUUAAUACUCCAACUCUAAUAUUUUAUCUAUUGCAGUAUUUAAAAACAACACCAAUCUAUUUCUAUAACUGUAUAGAUUUGAUUGAAGUUAUCAAUGCUCACAUAAAAUAUACAACAUAUACAGGGUACAAAAGUACUAAUAUAGACUAUUUAUAACUAAAUCCUGUGUCUGUGGGGGACAUGGUAAUGACUGAAUUUGUAUGUUUUGAUAAGACAGGCACAAUCACUAAUGGGGAGUAGAGGAUUCAUGCCAUAAUAGUUGAAGAUACGAUGUAUAAGUUUAAUCACAAUAACAUGAUUAAGAAUCAGUGGAAUACAUUUAAGGAUCAAUUGUAGAAUUAAAUAAAAAAUGAUCCGAACUUUUAGAUCGAGGAAAUAGAUGAAUCAGAUGCCGAUGUACAAUCGAAAAAGGUAAGACAUACGGGAAUAUUUAAAUUAACCUUGUAGCACUGGAAUUCUAAGAAGAUGUCCAGUUGUGAUUUUAAUAAAUCAGAACUAGCAUCAAGUAGGAGUAUAGCAAAUCCAUUAGAUGACAUGGAUGUAGAAAUCGAAAAUAUGAGAGUAGAAGAUUUUGAUGAUACUCAUUAUAAAGUUACGCCUGAAUUAUGCAAUGUAAAGCCAAGACCUUUUUUCAAUAAGAAGGCUAUCGUUACAGCACCUGUACAAAUGGUUGGAGCUAGUUAAGGAGGAUUAAGUCUGUCCUAAGAAGAAGAAUUGCUGAUUAAGUAGCAAUCAUAUAAGGAAGAGCAGAAAUCUUUUGAAAAUAGCAGAUCAAUAAGGAGUAAGAAAUUUUUAGAGCAUUCUUAAUCUGAUAUGAAAAGGCAAUAUAGUGCAAAAAAGUCAUUUUAAUUGGACAGAGCCAUUGAAGAGGAGGUAGAAAUAGUUUAUCAUGGAGAGAACGAUUUCUAUAAGUAUCUUAUUCACGGAUAGAAUAAGUUAAUGUAUUAAGAAUCUGUAUUGUCGCUUUUACUUUGUUAAGAAAUAGUAUCAAGAUAUUCUCCUAGUGAAGAUCAAUUUAUGCAUGAUUCAUCAUCAUACUCAUUUGAUUAGGAAGUGCUGAGAUUUGUAGGUCUGUUAGAUAUUAAAUUUUUAUGUUGUAAUGAAUACAAUGGGAAAGUUGUUUACAUCGUGGAUUUCUUUGGAGAAGUAUUGGAAUUUUAAGUUAUGGCUGUAUAUCACAAUGGAAGCAAUUAGUUGGGAAUACUGAUACUUUAUCCAGAUAAACUAUAAGAGAAGUUCAUGUUAAUAAAUGAGCAGGAUCCAAUGGAAAGUCUUUAAUAUAUAUUUAUUUUGAGAGAAGAAACAAACUAAUUACCUGUAAAUAUUGAUGUGGACAAAUCCAGCAGAGAAUACUGGGAUAAAGUAUUCCAAAAAUUGCAUAUGAGUGGAAUGAGAUCAGUCAUCUACUCAAAAGUGUAUCUGAAGGAGAAAGAUGCCAGCAUUUUUAUGUCUCGAUUCUAAGGUGAAGAAGGAAUGUCUGCAUUUCAAUAAAUCUCAAAAGAUAUGCAAAUUGUCCAAGUCAUUGGAGUCAAAGAAUUAAUUAGAAAAGACACUAAAAUGCUAAUAAAUCAAAUGAAAUCUGCCGAACUCAGUCUUUAUAUGCUGAGUGGAGAUGAUUUAACAAGAGUCUUACCAGUAGCAUUCAAAUCCAAAAUACUCAAUUAAAAUGAUAUUCUGUUAUACCUAGAUAAUGAUAAUGCUAGAGUGGUUAUCAAGAAUCAUUUGACCAUCCUUUCAUAGUCCUUAAAAUUAGAUGAAUCAUGGGGUUCAAAACCAAUGAGAAUGAGCACUCUUGACAGACAUCAUCGAACACUAACCUUGGAGGAAAAGUAAGCUGUCUAUCCUGAAGUCAAAUCAUAUAGUAUUGUCUUGAGUGGAGAAUAUUUCAACACUAUUUUGUAGGACAGUUGCUUAUUAAGUCAUUUCUAAUUUCUCCUUUACUUUAGCAACUCUUUAAUUGCUUACAAAAUGGAUUAAAAAUAAAAAGCUACUAUAAUUCAAAUCAUACAGACUCAAUUCAUUGGCAAUAAAAGAGUUCUGGCUGUUGGUGAUUCAUACAAUGAUAAUUAUAUGUUCUGUUAAUCAAAUAUAGGAGUUCAAUAUUGCCACUAUCCAAUUUAAAUCCAAUAAUAUCAAAGAGGAAGUACCAAGUUGAAACUCAACCGUAAGGUUACUUCAAACAAAUCUUUGGAUAAUCCUUUGAAUCGAAAAUUCCUAUAAAAUGAAAUGUGGGUUGUUCCUACAUCAGAUAUUUGUCUAAAAGAUUAUCUAGAUUUGAGUGGCUUGAUGUUCUUUGAAAGCAGAAUUUUUGCUGAAGUCUAUGAUGAUUUAUUGGUCUUUUCUUUCUAUAGAUCCUUGCUCAUAAUUUACAUUUUAUUUUUUCUUUAUGCAACUUAUUGUAGCUAGAAUCAAACUAUAUUUACAGGGGCUUGGUUGACUGUUUAUUAGAGUAUUUUACUGUUCAUUUAAUAAAUAGUGAGCCUGAAAUCAAAGUUAGAUCGAUAAUAUGACAAGGAUUCUAUCACUUAUAUUGAGCAAUUCAAACACAAUAUUAAGAUUUUCAAAAAGAAGAAAGUUUUGUCAUUCAUCUUGAAAAUUAAUGGAAAUGCCAUGUUGGAUGCUGCAUUAUUUUAUUAAUCAUUACAAAUAAUAGAUGAAAUCUAAUUUGACACCUUUAAAUAAAUGGUAUUAAUACUCUUGAUCUUAAGUGAUAUUGUAAAAUUAGUGGUAUCCACAGCUUACUCCAAAUAUACUUGGAUAACUUUUAUUGCUACUUAUUUAACAUGUUGGUUGAUGACUUCAAUCUUGUCUGCUUAUUUUCAAAAUAUGGAGAGCUUUUUAGAAUUGUUUACAGUGCCUUCAACGUGGUUGGCUUUCAUUUAUUAUGGUUUUACUUAAUUUUGUCUAAGCAAUGUAAUUGAAUAUAUUCAACCAUUAUUUUGUUCAUCUCUAAUCGAUAAGGCUUAAUUUUAAGAAGUAUAGGUCUAUCUGUAAAAAUCAUAGAAAAAUGGAGCAAAGAGAUAUCACAAUCUUAUAAAAAGAUUCGCUUAGUUGGCUGGGAAAGUAUUUAAGAAGAACAAAGAUGAAAUGGAUAUAUCUAUUUAAGACAUCAUUUGCGAAUUGAAAGUUAAUCAAGAUAGAAUAAAUAAAUUUACUUUGAGGUUCUUAAAUAAAGAUACUGAAAUGAAGUUUAAAAGGCUAUCAAAAUUAAUUUGGAUUCAAUUUGAAAGAAUCAAACUAGGGUUAUCUCUAAUAUUUUUGGAAGUUUUUGCUUUGAUGAUCUAUUCCCUCACCUAUAGAUAUGAAAUUCAAUCUUAAACCUAUUUUAUAAUCUACAUCUUGAGUAUAAGCAGCUAAGUAAUAAUACAAAUAAUAAUCUGUUCAGGAAUUUAUUUGAAACAUUUUUUUUAAAUAAAUCUAAUCAUUGCUUGCAUUAGAUUGCUUACAAAAAUGAUUUCAGACUUUUAAUAAGAAGGAACCUAUGAUAUCCUAUUAAGUUAGUGUUAUAUCUUAAUCAUUACGUUCUCAAGGUUGCACAUCCCUCUAUUAAAUUUUAUCAUAGCUACACUGUCUGUUGUCGGAUUUCUAAGAAAGUUUAGUUUGGGAACUGAUUACUACAAAAUAAUAAACGGAGAUUUAAUAGUUUUAGUCACUUUGAUCUUAUUUAUAUCACUUUAGUACAAAUUACAUAUGAUGGAAAAGUAAGAUUUUAUGUUGGCUGCAACUCUUAAUCAAGAAACAACUUCUAUGACUAAUGUGUUAUCAAUUUUAUUACCAAAAUUUAUUAGAGAUAGAAUUAAUGCAAGUAUAUUUAUAGUUCUAAUUAAUUUUAGAGGGAGUAUUUGAGAUUUAAGAAAAUUAGGGGGAAGUUUCAAUUUUAUUUUGUGACAUUUGUGGAUUUGAUGAUCUCAUAGCUGUAGAAAAAGAAAAUAUUGUUAAUUUAUUAGAUAGUUUAUUUAGAGGAUUUGAUGGCUUGUGUGUCUCAAAUGGAAUGCAAAAGAUAGAAACUGUUGGUAAGACAUUUAUGGCAGCUGGAGGUUUAAAGGCUGUCGAUUAGGGAACCAAAUUCAUCAAUCAAAGUGCAGUAAAAAGAGUAUUAAUAUAUAAUAUCUAAAGGCUGUUUAAUUAUCUUUAGAAAUGAUGGAAUACGCUAAAAAAUUCAAGUUUGGAUAAUCUGGCAGCGUUAAAAUCAAAAUUGGAGUUCAUUAUGGCCGUGUCAUUGCUGGUGUGAUUGGUCAUCAUAAACCACAAUUUUCAUUAAUAGGUGACACUGUUAAUACAACAAGUAGAGUGUGUUCAACUGGUUAAGAUGGAGAAAUCACCCUCUCCAACGAAGCUUACAUGGAACUAAACAUGCCAGAUUUGUAAUUCAACUAGCUUAAAGUAAAUGCUAAGGGAAAAGGAGAAUUGACUACUUGGCAAAUUGUAACCUCCAUAAAAAGAAACACUGAUAAAAAAGUAAGAAAAAAGAAGGGACUAGUUCCAAAAAUUGAUGCUUCAUAAUAAGAUAUGCCCACACUAACCAAAUUGGAUCCUGUCACUCCUAAAACUGAUUUCAGAUAAUUGAAAGUCCCUUAAUAGAUAAAACAAUUGGAUGUAUAUCCGAAAGAGAAUAAUGUAAGAAUGGAGAGGGAAUAGAAUGUUGAGAAUAAUGGGACUAGUUUCAGUUUAGUGAAAGAUUCUAUAUAAUCUAAGGAUAUUCAAGUUUUGAGAAAAAGGGGUCAAAGAGGACCUACGUUGAUAAUGAAAGCAUAAGAUGGUUAAAAGAUGGGAGGCGGGAUACAAUUAUAACAUUCUGGUAGUCAAAACAAUAUUCAAAAUUAGAGUAACAGAAAUUUACCACCUAUUGUUGUUUAUUAGGCAGAAGAGAGUGUUCAUUCUAAUAAUUUAAAGGAUGACUCAUUUUUUGAUAAAAAUUAAACGAAUCUUCUUCAUGAUCUAUCAUAAAAAUUAAGAAGAGAUCUCUAUAUUGAAAUAUUAGAUGAAGCACCAGAUUAUGAAAUUGAAAUUGAAAAAAUAUAAUUUGAUGAAGAUGAACAAUUUCAAAGUGAAGAUUUAUAGUUAGAAAAAACUAAAUUCUAUUUAGAUUUCAAACAUAAUUAAAAAGAACUCGCAUAAGAAUUCAUGGAUUAGAAAGAGGGUAUAAAUAUAGUAUUUAUGCUUUCUCUACAUUUCAUUUAGUUCAUAUCGAAGACUGUUACACUAUUGUAUUUGUAAGAUUAAUAGAAUUGGGUUCUAGUAUUUGUAAUUCGAUUUAUAGUUUCCAUCUUGUUAUUGACUUUGGCUAUUUUACAACACAAAAAGUUAAAGCAUAGAUUUUAUAAAUAUUAAUACUUUUUAAUAACUUACUUUGGCAUAUUAAUUAGUAUUCUUGUAGAAUUCCUUUUGAUGCCUGAGAAGUCAGUGGAGUUAUAAGCAGCAGAAGGAAUUCUAUUAAUUUGUUUCUUCUGCUCACUUUCAAUUAUCAAGAUUAAAUACAAGGUUUAUUUUAAUCUUUGUCUUUUUAUCGCAUAAUUAUUAAUAGUAUUGAUUCAUUAUAAGGAUGGUGCCAUUGCAUAUUACACUAUUUUUUAAAGUUGCAUGAUGUUUAUAGUUCAAUAUCAUUUAUUUUUCUAGGAUUUAGGUACUUUCAAUAAUAAAAGAUCUUUAGAACUAAAAAAAUUAUAAACUUAAAAUCUAGUGAAGUAUCUAUUACCUACUCAUAUAUUAAAACAAUUCUUAUCUAAUAGUAAUUAAAGAAUGGUCUUAGUAGAUCAAUUUGAAGAAGCUACUCUAUUAUUUGCAGAUAUAGCUGGUUUCACUGAAUACUCAAGUAGAGUAGAACCUGAAUAAGUUGUGAAUAUGUUGAGGAAUUUAUUUACUGAAUUCGACAAAAUAUGUUUAACACAAAAUGCUUAUAAACUAUAUACAAUUGGAGAUUGUUAUGUUGCAUUCGGCAUUGUGGAUGUUACAUAAAGAAAUCCAGCUCAAGAAGCCAAAAAUGUUGUUGAAUUAGGAUUUAAAAUGAUAGAAAUUAUUAGAUAAGUGAGAUCAAUUAUCUAAUUUGAUGGAUUAGACAUGAGGAUUGGAAUACAUACAGUAUUUAUCAUAUUCAAUAUUAGGGUAAAGUGAUUGGAGGAAUCUUGGGAACUGAAAUUGUAAGAUAUGAUGUUUAUGGGGCUGAUGUUAUGAUUUCUAAUAAAAUGGAGUCUAAUGGAGAAAGAGGAAAAGUCUAAGUCUCUGAAGAAACUAAGUAAUUACUAGAACAAUCAUAUCCAGAUCAGUUUUUAUUUACAUUCAAUAAAGAAGUAGAAUUUAAAUCCAUCAGUCGAAAAACUUAAGGAUACUUUAUUGAUCCAAUAAAAAAUGAUAGCAAUCAAGAUUUUCAUGAUAUGAAUCACUUCUAAUUUGUAAACGAUCUAGAACAAUAUCAAAAUACUCCAUAAAAAUGA
Molecule: messenger RNA, 7495 nt
Organism: Paramecium octaurelia
Lineage: Eukaryota; Ciliophora; Oligohymenophorea; Peniculida; Parameciidae
Source: the annotation of a GenBank genome assembly